GGAGACUCACAGCUGGCUUCUCUCCGAGGAGAGUGUGAGGAGCAGCAGAGCCCAUUGCUUCUUCCCUCGGCACCUGCAGGGGCUUCACAGACGUGAGGAGCGCGAAUGGGCAGAGCAGAGUCUCUAGAAGGGAAGAUGAGCACCCAGGAUCCUUCAGAUCUGUGGAGCAGAUCCGAUGGAGAAGCUGAGCUGCUGCAGGACUUGGGGUGGUAUCACGGCAACCUGACUCGCCAUGCGGCAGAGGCUCUCCUUCUCUCAAAUGGAUGUGAUGGUAGCUACCUUCUGAGGGACAGCAAUGAAAGGACCGGACUGUACUCUCUCUCCGUAAGAGCCAAAGACUCUGUCAAACACUUUCAUGUUGAAUAUACUGGAUAUUCAUUUAAAUUUGGCUUUAAUGAAUUCCCAUCUUUGAAGGAUUUUGUCAAGCAUUUUGCAAAUCAGCCUUUGAUUGGAAGCGAGACAGGCACUCUGAUUGUUCUGAAACAUCCCUAUCCAAGAGAAGUGGAAGAACCUUCCAUUUACGAAUCCGUCCGGGUUCACACUGCAAUGCAGACAGGAAGAACAGAAGACGACCUGGUGCCCACUGCACCUUCUCUGGGCACCAAAGAAGGCUACCUCACCAAACAGGGGGGCCUGGUCAAGACCUGGAAAACAAGAUGGUUCACUCUGCACAGGAAUGAACUGAAAUACUUCAAAGACCAGAUGUCUCCAGAACCAAUUCGGAUCUUGGACUUAACAGAAUGUUCAGCUGUACAAUUUGAUUACUCACAGGAAAGGGUAAACUGUUUUUGCUUAGUAUUUCCAUUCAGGACAUUUUAUCUCUGUGCAAAGACAGGAGUAGAAGCUGAUGAGUGGAUCAAGAUACUACGUUGGAAAUUGUCUCAAAUAAGAAAGCAGCUGGACCAAAGGGAAGGCACAAUCCGAUCUCGGUCCUUCAUCUUUAAAUAGACCUCUCCUGACCGCUGCCCUGGCCGGAGCAGGGCCGCGUGCUCUCUGAUGCCAUGAUCCAUAGCAGGCUGCAGCUAAAAGCUGACUGCGGAUUUUUCUUUAAAAACAAAUCAGAAGCAGAUGCUGAUCUGGAUCUUUCCAAACACACCACAUUUGCUGAUGCACGGGGAACUGCUGCCCUUCAGGAUGUUCUCAUCUCCUUCGGAACACUGAGUGGUCACCCUUCGGAUGGAGGAGACCGAUGCAGCCGCCACACCCGGUGUGCUCACUCUGAGUACUCACAGUAGAAGAUAAAGGGUUUGUGUGUUCCCUCACCGUCGUCCUCAACCUUGUGGACAUUAUUUGCCCAGAGUCCCACUCUGUGUCAUGGUCAGCUUCUCUGACAUCCACAUUGAGCUAUUAACCAGGAAGGAAACGGCUAUGUACUUGGAGGCUUAGUCUGCCUCUUUAGAAAGCAUAUUGAGAUAGCAAACGUUAAAGACUGGGUUGGGGAAGGAACAGAGUUAUUCUGCUUUUUUUCCCCUUUAUACAAAAACCAAAACAAUUUCCAAAACUACCAUGGAGAAUAUUUGCAAUAUUUAUUUUCUCUUUAUAAAAGGCUUAGAAAUCUGGUAGGUUCUUCCUUCCCUUCAAAUGGUAAACCUGUGAGAAGUAAAUGUCAUAUGGAUGAUUAGGUAGGAUAAUAAAGGAAAGUAUAAUCUAAAAAAAGAAAUAUUUUUUCAUCAUUUUGGAGAAACAUGUUUUAAAGAAGGAGAAAACAUAAAUCGAGGAAGGAUAAUGAAAUAUAGAUGAUGCAGUUUAAUGAUAAUAUUAUACAUAUUAUUAUAACAAUAAUAGAGCAUAUGUAAGCACUAAGUUAUUUUCACCCAACAUUUCUCCAAACAGACUGAAAGAGCCUACUCAACAAGACUGUGUUACAACAGUCCUUUCCCCAGAGUAAACUGUAGGUGUUAGCCCGAGAGAAGUAAGAAUCACCUGGCACUGAGAUGGCUGAGCACCUUACACCUUAUUCGAGAGCAACUUCUGUUGCCAGUUGAGGGAGCAAUACCAAAUCCUCAUGCAGGGUAUAAGGGUGUGUUUGUUAGCCGGCAUUUUCAAAGUAGAAUAAGGGGAUUGAAAUAGAGAAAGGAGAUACUGUCAUCCAGAGCUCAUAAGUAGAUUCUAUUAUCUUUAUUAAUACUUCUUUUUUUAGACAGAAGUUUGAAGGGAGAGAAAGUGGAGGAGGAACACCAAAAUAUAAAGAUUAUGGUGCAAAACUGUGAUACAACACUGCUCUUGCAGUCCAAAGAAAUACCUUGUUAAAUACGUUUGUCUGUUAAAUAUCUAGGUUUCAGAAAUUACAUUAAAUUUUUGUAUAUUUUGAAAAGAUGCUUACUGUAUUUUGCUAUGUUUUUAUCAUGUGAGAUAAAGCAAAUGUCAAGUUAAAAUGUAUGAAGUUCUCAAAGUAAGGAGAUACAAACAAACCCUUACUUAAAUGUACUGUUUUGUGUUUUGUUUUCUUAGAACCAAGAGAAUUACUUUGUGUAGGCAAUACUGUUCUUACCUUUUGUAAAAUAUGUCAUGUUUAUUUAUAGUUUUGGGUUACAUUUAUUAAAAAGAGCAUGAUUUUCUUUGCCUGAAA
Messenger RNA from Phyllostomus hastatus (greater spear-nosed bat), 2569 nucleotides. RefSeq names its product dual adaptor of phosphotyrosine and 3-phosphoinositides 1 (gene DAPP1). The transcript is spliced from 9 exons. Lineage: Eukaryota; Metazoa; Chordata; Mammalia; Chiroptera; Phyllostomidae. The record is from RefSeq and is a predicted model, not a curated record. The coding region runs from base 106 to 948 and encodes 280 amino acids.